Messenger RNA from Cynoglossus semilaevis (tongue sole), 1667 nucleotides. Its product is annotated as zinc finger protein OZF-like. The transcript has 3 exons. Gene Ontology annotation, biological process: regulation of transcription by RNA polymerase II. The coding region runs from base 159 to 1415 and encodes 418 amino acids. Gene Ontology annotation, molecular function: RNA polymerase II cis-regulatory region sequence-specific DNA binding; DNA-binding transcription factor activity, RNA polymerase II-specific. Lineage: Eukaryota; Metazoa; Chordata; Actinopteri; Pleuronectiformes; Cynoglossidae. The record is from RefSeq and is a predicted model, not a curated record.
CAGUAAAGAGGUUCCGCUCGUGAUUCUGGAACGUCUUGACUUGCUUCUUGAAUUGGAUGCUCUGAGCUCCAAAUGAUCUUUUGUUAAGUCUUCAGGGGGAAAGCUGCGAAAACGCAAUCAUUAUAGGAUUAUUAAUAAGACAGUAUUAAGCUGCAGUCAUGGGCCCAGACCUGGCACGAGAAAUUAAAACAGAACCUUCAGAAAACAGUCCAGCUGAAGUAAUUGUGAAGGUAAACCCAGACUCGGACUCAGGCUCAACCUCAGACUCGGAGUCAGAAUCAGAAUCAGAAACAGAUAUUUCUGACCAGGAGGACACCAAAGAGCCAGGGAGAAUCAUUAAAAACAAGUGUUACCCAUGCACCAUCUGUGGUAAAAUCUUCGACAGGCCGUCAAAGCUAGAACGACAUAAACCUGUGCAUACAAGAGAACCAAGGAAAAUAUUCCAGUGUCAUGUCUGUCAGAAGACUUUCACGCAACAAGAUCAACUCAUCAGACAUCAGAAUUCCCACAACAGGACUAACAAGCAUUCCUGUCCUGAUUGUGGAAAAAUUUUCAACAGGCCUUCAAGGUUGGAGAGGCACAAACGCACACACUUAAAGAAACCAAAGGUGCCUCAUGAGUGUUCGUUCUGUAUGAAGACUUUCCCAAAACUCAACAAACUUGAGCGUCACUUGAGAGUGCACACAGGAGAGAAGCCAUUUACCUGCAUGGUCUGUGGGAAAGGCUUCUCAGAGGCCGGCCAUUGCAGAUCACAUGAAAAAAUUCACGAGGAGCAACCAGAUAAACCCUUUGCCUGCUCAGACUGUGGGAUGCGCUUCUUCAAGGGCUCAGCACUCCGUCGGCACGCGCGCUCCCACACAGGCGAAAAACCUUUCAAGUGCACUCUCUGUGACAGUGCUUACUCUCGCUCCGAGGGCCUUAAAAGACACAUGAGGAGCCACACCGGAGAAAGACCGCACAAGUGCAUCGUCUGUGGUAAAGGCUUUUAUUCUCGUCAAGAUUUGAAUAUACAUGGAUUGAUCCACUCCGGGGAGAAGCCGCACGUUUGCCGCGUUUGUGGCAAAGGCUUCUCACAGCUGGGCAACAUGAGAGAACACGAGCAGAAUGUUCACCAUAAAACAGAGACGUUUAUAUGUAAUGACUGUGGCGCCACCUUCACACGGUACACGUCACUGGUAAAACAUCACAGGACGCACACCGGAGAGAGACCCUACCUGUGCCUCAUCUGUGGUCGCAGAUUCAUGUGGAGCCAUUCACUGAGCAGACACCGGAGGACGCACGCCAAGGACGGGCCUGUAGACGUUGCUGUAGACACACCUGUAGACGCAGAUGAUGUGCCCACAGAUGCAACCAAAAUGAGAGAAAGUUUAAAAGCACCAUCGGAGAAUCCCAGUACUAAAAAAGCAAGUGAAUAAAAAAAGACAUUCUAGUUUUUCUCUGCUGUGCUUAAACAUAUAUUGUGCAGUUUUAUUGUACAGGUUUUGUAACGUAUGGCUUCGCUGUCCAUUGAAAGCCUUCCUAGGACCAUUGAUUCGAAGCUUUUAGUCUUUUAAAUUCAAAUUCCGUACAAAUAUACUAAGGCGUGCCCACCAGACAAACGUGACUGUCCGAGUUAACUGUGUUUAAUUUACGCAUCCAUGUCAGAUUGGUGACACCAUUUGUCAUUU